Molecule: messenger RNA, 2765 nt
Organism: Ixodes scapularis (black-legged tick)
Lineage: Eukaryota; Metazoa; Arthropoda; Arachnida; Ixodida; Ixodidae
Gene: Rad23
Product: UV excision repair protein RAD23 homolog A
Exons: 8
Coding region: 252-1472 (406 amino acids)
Biological process (GO): nucleotide-excision repair; proteasome-mediated ubiquitin-dependent protein catabolic process
Cellular component (GO): cytosol; nucleoplasm
Molecular function (GO): ubiquitin binding; polyubiquitin modification-dependent protein binding; damaged DNA binding
Source: RefSeq, a predicted model, not a curated record
AAUUGUCUACUACUGGCUGUUUGUUCGUUUGUUCACAAGCUUGCAAGCCUUGCAAGCCAAGGAAAUAAUGUAGUGCGGACCUGACGCACUAUUUUUUAUGCACCACCACCAGACCACCAUGUGCUGCAGGAUCGUGGUAGCCUGUAGUGGACUCGUUCCGAGAGCCUGUCCGGCCUGUCCUCCAGAGGCAGAGUUUUAAAUCGAAUUGAACCAUUCAGAUUUGGCACUCUGGUGGUGCACUAGUAACCAGAAUGAUUGUCACGUUAAAAACGUUACAACAACAAAGUUUCAAAGUUGAAAUAGACCCUUCGGACACGGUGAAGGUAUUUAAAGAAAAAAUCGAAGUUGAAAAAGGAAAAGAGUAUCCAGCACAGUACCAGAAGUUAAUAUAUGCAGGGAAAAUCCUGAACGAUGAUUCGAAGAUGAGCGAGUAUGACAUCGAGGAGAAGAAAUUUGUAGUCAUCAUGGUCACCAAGCCCAAGUGCGGGACACCGAGCUCCGGGGAGGGCGCUGCCUCGCCAGUGGUCGCUGCGCCCGUCGACGUUCCAGGGACGCCCGCCCCGGCCGGGGCAGCGUCGGGCAACGCGGGUGCCACGAAAGGUCCCGAGGCUGCGGGUGAGACGACGAGGAGCCCCACGACGGCGCAGCCGCCGAGCGUUCCAGCACAGCAGACGACGCCGGCACCCGCCGCGGCGGCGGCAGCCCCCACGGCGACGACCGAGUCCAGUGGCGGCAUAGCGUUGGCGGAGUCUGCGCUGGUGAUGGGGGAGGACUACCAGCGCAUGGUGUCGCAGAUCAUGGAGAUGGGCUACGACAAGCCGCAGGUGGAACGGGCGCUCAGGGCCAGCUUCAACAACCCGGACAGGGCCGUCGAGUACCUCCUCACGGGCAUCCCGCCGUCCCAGCAGGACUCCUCGGAAGAGAGCCAGGGGGGCAACGAGGGCGGCAACACGGAGGGCGGUGGGGCGCCCCCCGCGGCGGCGCAGUCUCCUGGGCGAGAGGCGGCAGCCCCCCCUGGGGCCCUGCCGCUCUCGACGGAGGGCCUGGGGUCCGGGGGUGCGGAGGACCCCCUGGCCUUCCUGCGCUUCCAGCCCCAGUUCCAGCAGAUGCGGCAGGUCAUCCAGCAGAACCCCCAGCUGCUCAACGCCGUGCUCCAGCAGAUUGGACAGUCGAACCCCCAGCUGCUGCAGCUCAUCUCCCAGAAUCAAGAGGCGUUCGUGCGGAUGUUGAACGAGCCGAGUCCGCCGCCAGGCGGGAGCGGCGGCAGGACGCCACCCGCCGCAGGCGUGCUCGGCAGCGGAGCGCCGCUGGAGGUGAACUACGGUCAAGUGACACCACAGGACAAGGAGGCCAUAGAGAGGCUCAAGGCCCUCGGCUUUCCGGAGUACCUGGUGAUCCAGGCGUACUUUGCGUGCGACAAGAACGAGAACCUGGCCGCCAACUUCCUGCUGUCGCAAAACUACGACGACUGACGACGCCGUGCCUUACCCCUCUCCCCCCUCCCCCUUCCAGUUUUGCCACAGACGGUGCAGCCGCCCUCUCCUCUUUCCGACCUGCUCGGCGCUCCACCGUGCGAGGAAGGCCGGCGCUCCAGUGAUUUCAUUUCUUUUUUUUUUUUUUUUUUAAUACUAGAGGUUACUAUUUAAUGAAUGCACACGCAGCAAAGGGGAAAUAAUAAAAAGCUCGGAAACUCAAGCGGCACGAAUUCAGGCGUCGGCCGCAGGCGACGGAAACUAAGGGAGACGUCGGGAGUUUCGGCGAGUGCAACAUCCCUGCGACUGUCAUUUUUAUGCUCCGUUUCACGGCACGACGGACCGGGGUGAAAUCUACGAGCCAUAAAAGCAGAUUAAAUGCUGUGAACGUCCCGAACGUCACGGGACGCUCUCACGACACUGGGUUGGCUUCCAUGGCUCGGAGCGUCCGCCGUGGUUCCUUGUAAGGUGAAACAGAGUGGCAUGUUUGUUUCGUUCCAGCAGAAAAUGCGGCUUGACGAGGCCUCGGGGGUCUUGUAGAUUCUGAAGCGGACUUCUAGCAGAGGGAAAACGAAGACAUCAAAAAACCGUUUCGAAUGUUUGUGCAACAAAGGUUCGAGACACUGUAAUGACUAGAUCCCCAAGCGAAGCAGCUGAAAACCGAAAAUUAAUAUAAUUAGGCUUUGAGGUGCUCGUUGAGAAUUUGUAAUUUGGUUUCGGGAGUGUCUCGCAGGGACUGCUUGCUUUCUAAGUCAAAGCGGAGCGAAAGUUUGUCUGCUUCUUUUGGCAGGAGUUGUGGCGACGUCGGAACGCCGAAAUGCGGUUGGCGCUGAAGAAUAGUGGGGGUAGACAAGGCAAGCCUUGGGAUCUACCCACUAUCCUUCAAUCGGAGCUCGGCAUUCUGAUGUCGCGACAACCCCUGCAAAAGAAGCACACAGACUUGCGCUCAGCAUUGAAAUAUUUUCUGGUAUUAUGUUUGCGCCCCAUCUAACAAUUAUAUGGGCAUCAUCUCAAAAUAAAACUGACCUACUGAUAUAUAGGAAACAACAAAAUUUGACUGCUACAGUGACCAUGUAAUGAGACGCGACACAAAUUCCUGUGCCCCAAGAAGUUGUACUGGGGGCAUGUGAGCUUGAGGCAUCUACAAAGUCAAAAGGAGGCAAGGGAAGUCCCCGUUUUUGGUGGGCUUCUGUUGGCAAAUAUUUUUGAGUGCGCAAGUAUUUUGUUUUUUCCCCCCCUUCCAUUUGUGGCUCUGUAUAGGAUGAUUUUCUAUUAAAGUCAUUUCACGGAACU